Bombina bombina (fire-bellied toad) is the source of this 2477-nucleotide messenger RNA. RefSeq names its product solute carrier family 16 member 6 (gene SLC16A6). Lineage: Eukaryota; Metazoa; Chordata; Amphibia; Anura; Bombinatoridae. The record is from RefSeq and is a predicted model, not a curated record. Gene Ontology annotation, molecular function: monocarboxylic acid transmembrane transporter activity. The transcript is spliced from 6 exons. Gene Ontology annotation, biological process: transmembrane transport; monocarboxylic acid transport. Bases 229 to 1812 code for a protein of 527 amino acids.
AAAAGGGGCUGUGUAUCAGUGAAAAGACACAGUAGCGGGGCAUAUGGAUGAACAGCUCCUGAGGACUACUUGUGUGACGCCAGCGCCAAUUAUAAGCAGCCCCGGAUCUGUUUAAAGCCCCAUUAAAAGGGCCGCUCGCGGCAUAGCGAGGGUUAAGGAGAGCAUGCUGCAUCCCUGGCUGUGAGCACCUCCGCUGGAACAUCCGCCCCUGACUGCUGGAGACAAACCAUGGAAACAGGGAAGAGCAGAAGUGCAAAUGUUUACACCAAAGUGCCUGAUGGUGGCUGGGGCUGGGUUGUGGCCGUGGCCUUUUUCUUUGUGGAAGUAUUUACCUAUGGGGUGAUUAAAUCGUUUGGAGUCUUCUUUCAUGAAUUUAGGAACUACUUUGAUGAAAGCAACAGCAGGAUAUCAUGGAUUAUAUCAAUCUGUGUAUUUGUACUCACAUUCACUGCUCCUCUAUCUACCAUACUGAGCAAUCGCUUCGGACAUCGACCAGUAGUCAUGCUUGGGGGUUUUCUCGUUAGUUUGGGAAUGAUCUUAGCAUCUUUUGCACGCAAUAUAGUUGAAAUGUAUAUCACAAUUGGAGUUGUGUCAGGUCUUGGCUACUGCCUAAGCUUCCUCCCAACACUCACCAUAUUAUCACAGUACUUUGAGAAAAGGCGGUCCCUGGUCACAGCUGUCGCAUCCACUGGAGAAUGUUUCGCUGUUUUUGCAUUUGCACCAGCCAUCACUGCAUUAAAUGACUUUAUUGGCUGGAGAUACUGUCUUCUGACUGUUGGAGCUCUUCAGCUAAACAUUGUAGUUUUUGGAUCUCUGCUCCGACCAAUUGUUAUUAAAAACCAGGAAGAAGAAGCCAAACCACUUCCAAAAGCUGAAAAUGUUGAGACUACCUAUAUGCUUGAAAAUGAACAGACGCUCACAUCUAUAGACUCCAUCGAUUCAGGAGUCGAAGUAACUACCUCACCUAAAAAAGUACCAGCCAAACCUGAGAAACCAACUGAAGAUCCAAGUGAGAAAAAAGAGAUGGUUGAGAGAAUAGAAACAGAAGUAAAAACAUCUCAACCUCUACUAGACUUCUCAGUAUUAAGAAAUUCCAGCUUUAUAUGCUAUGCACUAUUUGGUCUCUUUGCCACCCUAGGGUUUUUUGCACCAUCACUGUACAUCAUCCCCCUUAGCUUGAGUCUGGGCAUCGGCAAGGACAAGUCAGCCUACAUGUUAUCAGCGAUUGCAAUUGCUGAAGUAUUUGGUAGGAUUGGUGCAGGCUGGAUCCUCAACAAGAAGCCAAUCCGCAAAAUUUACAUUGAACUUAUUUUUGUUGUUCUGUUAUGCGUGGCUCUUAUCGCGUUUCCCUUUGCCUGUGGUUUUUGGGGACUCAUAGCAUGCAGUGUAUUUUUUGGGUGCAUGCUGGGAACAGUGACUGGGACUCACAUCCCACUUUUGGCUGAAGACGACAUUGUUGGCAUAGAGAAAAUGUCAUCUGGUGUUGGAGUUUACGUAUUCAUUCAGAGUAUCGCUGGGUUGGCUGGACCACCACUUGGAGGUGUACUGGUGGACUGGACACAAAAUUACGGGUCUGCAUUUUACUCAUGCGCUGUUGGAAUGGCACUUGGUGCCUUGUUCUUAGCUUUGGUAAGGCCGUGCAAGAAGGGACUUUUCAGAAGAAAUUCACCUGCAAGGCGGCGUGAAUCUAACAGAUCUCAAGAGUCACAAGAAAUACCAAUAGACUUCCUUGAAAUGGACUUGGGGAAAGGGGAGGGUUUGAGCAAAAGUUGCCAAAGCCUUGAUGAGACAUCUUCAAAUGGACAUCAAUAGUUUAAACUCAAUUAGGUCAUCUCCACCACUUUUAUAUUGGAGACAACAAAUGGUUAUGCCAGACACAAAAGGGAACAAAAAAAAGUGUGAAAUAUCAAGAUUUUUUUCAGAAUUUCCUUGACGACUACACAUCAUUCCACCAAACAAAAUAAUUUCUUUACAAAGAACCAAUGCCUACAAACAGCAUGACAUUACUUAAUGAGUAACCUUAAUUACCAGAAUUUCUACAACUGUAAGGUUCAUCAUGGGAUAAAAUGUUAUUUAUAACGACUGGAAAGACCCCUUUUGAAGACUUCCGUUUGUAUUGCAAACAGAGCUAGGAUUUAUCAAGCGGUUAACAAAUAAUGCUGUAUUUCCGACAUGGUUAGCAUUCUAUGUAUCAAUACACCCAUCUUGAAUCAGAUACACUGAAUUAAGUUAAUUUUUUUUAAUGGAAACCAAAUAUUUAUUUAUUUUAGAAUACGCUGCUGUUAACUUAGAUUUUACUAGACAUGCCGGCAGGUUUGUUUUACAUUUCCGUAGGAACACUGCAAUUUUCCUAUAGUGCCUCAGGACUUUAUAUUUUUUACAUCUAGUAUUUAAAUGCAAGCCAAGACAUAAAGACUGAUAUAUAUGAGCAUCUACACAAUGUAUGCCUUUGAAUAAAAAACAUUCUUUAAUGCAAA